AUGGCUUCAGUACAGGAGCAAACGAUCCUUCGGGAUCCCCAGCUAUUCUAUUGGAUCUUGUUCCCCAUCACGAUUGUCAUGGUCCUCACUGGUAUACUCCGUCACUACGCGACAGUCCUGAUGCAGUCCGCGCCCCAGAAACAAGACAUCCGUGCCAUUCGCGAGCAGCGUAACCUCCUCCACGGCAUCGCGCUCCGCACAAACCUCAACCAGCUCUCGCUGUCCUCCUUCACGGCGCGCAAGAACUACCUCGUGGCGGCCUACAACCGCGGCGAGUUCCUUAAGGACCAGGAGAACAAGGGAAAGCCGCCGGCGAACCCCAUGACGGAUCCGGCGGGGAUGGACCAGAUGAUGAAUAUGCUCAAGGGAAAUAUGGCGAUGAUGGUGCCGCAGACGCUGAUUAUGGGGUGGAUUAAUGCGUUUUUUAGUGGUUUUGUUAUUAUGAAAUUGCCGUUCCCGUUGACGAUUCGCUUCAAGAGCAUGCUUCAGUCCGGUGUCAUGACGAGGGAUAUGGACGUCCGAUGGGUGUCGUCUCUCUCCUGGUACUUCCUUAACCUCUUUGGUCUCCGCCCCGUCUUCAGCUUCAUCCUCGGAAACGACAACGCCGCAGACCAGAUGGCCGCACAGAUGGGCGGCAUGAACCCCGCCGCCGGCGCAGGCAUGUUUGCGCCGGGUCAGGACCCGCAUAAGAUGUUCCUUGCUGAGGCGGAGAACUUGGAGGUUGUGGGCGGGCAGCAUGAGUGGGUGCUUGAUGGCGUGAUUGAGAGGCUUUUGGCGGUGCAUAAUUAG
Messenger RNA from Morchella importuna, 789 nucleotides. RefSeq lists its product as uncharacterized. The transcript has 6 exons. Gene Ontology annotation, cellular component: membrane; EMC complex. Gene Ontology annotation, biological process: protein folding in endoplasmic reticulum. Lineage: Eukaryota; Fungi; Ascomycota; Pezizomycetes; Pezizales; Morchellaceae. The record is from RefSeq and is a predicted model, not a curated record. Bases 1 to 789 code for a protein of 262 amino acids.